This is a messenger RNA of Aegilops tauschii subsp. strangulata, 1598 nucleotides long. Its product is annotated as protein STRICTOSIDINE SYNTHASE-LIKE 10-like. Gene Ontology annotation, cellular component: endomembrane system. Gene Ontology annotation, molecular function: hydrolase activity. The record is from RefSeq and is a predicted model, not a curated record. NCBI's taxonomy places the organism in Eukaryota, Viridiplantae, Streptophyta, Magnoliopsida, Poales, Poaceae.
AAGAUGGCGAGCGGCAGGAGGGAUCUCGCCGCGGCGACGAUCGCGCUAGCCGUGCUGCUCGUGCUCUUCUUGCCUAGCAGCGCCGCCGCCGCCGUCCCCAGCAUCGACGCCACGCGGACGCGCCACCUGCCGCUGCGACACGGACUGCUGCGCGGCCCGGAGAGUGUCGCCUUCGACGCCAAAGGCAACGGCCCGUACAGCGGCGUGUCCGACGGCCGCGUGCUUAAGUGGAACGGCGACGCGCUCGGCUGGUCGACGUACACCUACAACCCCGACUACAGCAGCGAGGCGUGCACGGCGUCUCUCCUUCGCCCGGAGACUGCCACCGAGGGCCACUGCGGCCGGCCGCUCGGUCUGCGGUUCCACCUCAAGUCCGGGUACCUCUACGUGGCCGACGCCUACAAGGGACUCAUGCGGGUCGCGCCGGGCGGCGGGGAGGCCACUGUGCUUGUCACGGAGGUUGAUGGCGUACCUCUCCGCUUCACCAACGGGGUGGACAUCGACCAGGUAACCGGCGAGGUCUACUUCACAGACAGCUCCAUGAACUUCAAUAGGUCGCAACAUGAGAUGGUCACAAGAACCGGAGACUCGACGGGUCGGCUACUGAGGUAUGACCCUCGGACAGGAAAGGCCGUCGUGCUCCAGGCCGACAUCACUUACCCCAAUGGCCUCGCCAUCAGCGCUGAUCGAACACAUCUUAUCAUCUCAUCGACUGGGCCGUGUAAGCUGCUACGAUACUGGAUCAAGGGCUCCAAGGCGGGCACCAUGGAGCUAUUCGCCGACCUCCCAGGCUAUCCAGACAAUGUGAGGCCCGACAAAAAAGGAGGAUAUUGGGUGGCACUACACCGUGAGAAAGCUGAGCUCCCCUUCGGCGUUGAUAGCCACCUGCUAGCACUGAGGAUCGAUGCGGACGGAAAAAUAAUCGAGGAGAUGCGGGGACCCAAGAGCGUGAGGCCGACCGAGGUCGUGGAGAGGAAAGGUGGCAGAUUGUUCAUGGGAUCCGUCGAGCUUCACUAUGUGUCCGUCGUCACACGCAAAUAGAUAGAUCAAUUAGUAGAUAUAUGUGAAUUAAGGAUUUUUGUAGAACUUACUCUCUUUAUUAAUGUUAUUAUUUUAUUGUUUUGUCGUAUUUUAGUUGUAAAAUCUAUUUUGGUAAGUCAAGCUUUCUGUUGUUAAGUGGAGAUUUCUGUUGGACAAUGAUGAUGUAUUUUUUAGUAUAACGUAUCAAAUUAUCUUUGUUUAAGCACUAUAUAGGAAAGUACAGUUGCAAGUUGCAAAGAACCGAAGACACAAAAGGCACUAGCAUUGUAGUGAUAAAUUGCUCACACAAAUAAGACGAUCUAGAGAGGUUACAAGUUAAUACUCACAAAAACGAAAACAAUCCAAUCUUAUACAAAAGGAAAAGGAUUUGGUGAGAGAAAUCAACUUCGUACACGAUUUCAUUCAGAUCAAGAAAAGUCAGUCAAGUCAGUUCACAGAGAACACAAGACAAAACAUGUUGCACAAGAACAUCACAGUUCUUAGAUACACUACAAAAGAAUCGUCACAUUAUUCUUCACCGCCACACCAAUGACCAUGAAUAAUCCAGUCUCCAGAUG